Messenger RNA from Oncorhynchus mykiss (rainbow trout), 830 nucleotides. RefSeq names its product 14 kDa phosphohistidine phosphatase. Gene Ontology annotation, biological process: peptidyl-histidine dephosphorylation. Gene Ontology annotation, cellular component: cytosol. Lineage: Eukaryota; Metazoa; Chordata; Actinopteri; Salmoniformes; Salmonidae. Gene Ontology annotation, molecular function: protein histidine phosphatase activity. The record is from RefSeq and is marked provisional.
AGUGACAAGGCUGUGCGUCCCGUGUACAGUGCGUAUUUUCACAGUCGCAAUGGCAGACGCUUUGGCUAAAGUCCCCGACGCUGAAGUCGAUCCAGAGGGAACAUUUAAGUAUAUUUUAGUGAGGAUAAAAGUAAAAGAUGGAACUGAAUACAAAGAUAUAGUGAGAGGCACAAAAAGUGCUGGGCAGUAUCACAAUCAUAUAUUUGAGAAGGUCACCCCACCAAUAACGGCUUUGGGACUGGAGUGCAACUGUCUUGGAGGAGGGAAGAUUGAGCACAACAGCAAAGACAAAAAACUGCGUGUUUUUGGGGAAUCAACUGGCUAUGGCAAAGCAGAUCAUUCAGUGUCUGUUGAGAAGCUGAAGAGUGUCUUCAAAGACUACGAGAUCACAUGGUCCGAUGAUAAAGAAUAGAUCACCUGGUACGAUGCUAAAGAAUAGAUCACCUGGUACGAUGCUAAAGAAUAGAUCACCUGGUACGAUGCUAAAGAAUAGAUCACCUGGUACAAUGCUAAAGAAUAGAUCACCUGGUACGAUGCUAAAUAAUAGAUCACCUGGUACGAUGCUAAAGAAUAGAUCACCUGGUACGAUGCUAAAGAAUAGAUCACCUGGUACAAUGCUAAAGAAUAGAUCACCUGGUACUGGUAAAGAAUAUAUCACCUGGUACUGGUAAAGAAUAUAUCACCUGGUCCUGGUAAACAAUAGAUCACCUGGUCCUGGUAAACAAUAGAGGGAAACUCCCCCUCUGUAUAUGUCUGCUAAUAUCUGCCUUAUGGCUCAACACUCCUGUUAACAAAACAACACACAUGUCACUGCAAUGAUUUAAAAUCAU